UUAAAAGCGGAAACAACGCAAUUUUCGCGCGAAAUGUUAUCCGUUCCAUUCUGUAGCGUCUCUUUAACGGGGUAGUUCGCGUCAAUUUAAUUUAUCGUCCCUGAUUGUGACUCAAAGCGGCCUUCGUCCGUAUCUGAGCCCAGUUAAGUGUUGGUUGGUAGUUUCUGAGCCCGCGGAGCAGAGGAAGCGUCAGGAUGAAGUAUGUCACCAGACUCCGGGUCCGAAGAGUUUACAAGUGGCGCGGGCAGCCUGUGAGCUUUAACAGGAAGCUAAAAACCCAAGACUUCGGCUCCUUGGCCAUCAGCGUGGAGGGGCUCCCGAGGACCACCAUCAUCAACACAGGCCAGCACAUUCUCAUAGAGGGGGGGGAUGAAGACAGCCCGUACGUGGCCAGAGUCAUCAGGCUGUUUGGCGACGAGAGUGGGAAGCAGAAGAAGGCGGCUGUUCAGUGGUUUGUUCGUGUGUCUGAAGUGCCGGCCCCCAAACUGAAGCUGCUGGGCAGAGAGUCUCAUCCUCAGGAGAUCUUCUACUAUCAGGGCCGCGGCUGUGACGACGAGGUCGACGCCGAGUCCAUCCUCAGGCCAGUGCAGGUGAAGCACCUGGACGCAGCAGCUCCGUUCCCAGACUCUGAUGAUAAAGACACUUUCUAUGUGAAGCUGUCCUGGGACUCAAAGACCUUCAAAACAGUCGAUGCUGCUCUUGUGGAGUCUCAACCUGCUCCGGCUUCCUCCCCUCCUCCCAAAGACAAACCCUCCCUGCCUCCUUCGCCCCCCUGCUCCCCGCCUGCAGCUGCUCCAGCCUCUCGAGCUGUUUCCCGACGCGCCCUCCCCACGCCCGAUCCCACCAUCAUGCGUAAAGCCGCUUCAGGGGAAGUGAGGUACAGCAGAGCCACGAUGAGCGCAGGGAGGUCUGCACCCAUCGAGGCUGAGUGCCUGCACUCUGCCACCAAACUGUCAGCCUCAAAGUGUCUGAGUGCAAAGAGGAGGAACGCCGCAGCCAGGACUCCUGGAGUCCGCAAGAAGCUGCAGCUCAGCAGUCCAGAGAAGAUGAUCCACCAGGACGUCCUGAGUCAGCUGCUGGACGAGGAUCUGGAGCAGGAGGUGAUGUUGGCACAAAGGCUGUCGUCCUCUCCUCCUCAGACCCUGUCCGUCACCAACAGCCUCAGUCCCCUGAAAAAGGCCCACAGGGCGCCCGGCGGUCUGCCCGACGCCAGCCUGAAGCCCACUGUAGUCAUCAACCGGCUGUCUGGGCUGGACAGCCCCCCAUCGCCUACCGGAGACGAGGCCACCAGUCCUCAGCAGCAGCUGGAGGUUGAACUUCAAACGCCGAGGAGAAGGCAGAACACUCCAAGGAGAACAGUCGGCACCAGAACUGAGCAGAAAGCCACCACUCCAUCCUGGCGCAGAGAGACCCAAUCCCUGAAGGAACCCGCUCUGGAGGUGCUUGCCGAGGUGGAAAAUGAAAACUCCCCAGUGCUGCUGGCCGCCACCACGCCGCGGAGCUCCAAGAGGAAGUCGGCCCAGUUGGUGUCGUCUCGCAUCAGGAAACAGUUGAAUCUUGUGGCCAACCAGCUGGACCUGAACUCAGACGGAGAAGAUGAGGACGAGUUUCUUCCCUCCAAGAAGGAGCUGGAGAGCAGCGAGGAGGAUGGCGAGGGAGGAGGCCUGAGCAGUGACGAGGAGGUGGUGGAGAAGAGAGGCAGACGCGCUGCUGCGCCGAGGGGUCGAACCCGACACAUGACUCGCUCCUCGAGCAGAACGCCGCGGAAAACUCCCAGCAGGAAGCUGACGCCCAGCACCCCGCGGACCCCGCGCCACGCCACCCCCAGCAUCCCCAGCAGGACGCUGGCCGCACGACAGCCCACCAACGUCCUGGAGGAGGCCAGAACCAGGCUCCACGUGUCCUCAGUGCCGGAGUCACUGCCCUGCAGAGAACAGGAGUUUCAGGACAUCUACAGCUUCGUUGAGAGCAAGAUCAUCGACGGCACUGGAGGGUGUAUGUAUAUCUCAGGGGUCCCGGGAACAGGAAAGACCGCUACCGUCCACGAGGUGAUGCGCUGUCUGCAGCACGUAGCUGACGUGGACGAGAUCCCUCCUUUCAACUUCGUCGAGAUCAACGGGAUGAAGAUGACGGAUCCUCAUCAGGCCUACGUCCAGAUCCUGCAGAAACUGACGGGUCAGAAAGCCACAGCCGACCACGCCGCCGUCCUGCUGGAGAAGAGGUUCAGCAGCCCGGCGCCGAGGCAGGAGACCACCGUGCUGCUGGUGGACGAACUGGACCUGUUAUGGACCAGGAAGCAGAAUGUGAUGUACAACCUGUUCGACUGGCCGACGCGACGCCACGCCCGCCUGGUGGUGCUGACCAUCGCCAACACCAUGGACCUGCCGGAGAGGAUCAUGAUCAACCGCGUGGCCAGCAGACUGGGUCUGACCCGGAUGUCGUUCCAGCCGUACGGCUUCAAGCAGCUGCAGCAGAUCAUCACGUCCCGGCUCAACAAGGUGAAGGCCUUUGAGGAGGACGCUCUGCAGCUGGUGUCCAGGAAGGUGGCCGCUCUGUCGGGAGACGCUCGCCGAUGUUUGGACAUCUGUCGACGGGCGACCGAGAUCUGCGAGCACUCGGCCCCUGAUCCGUCCGCCACAGGCCUGGUGGGCAUGAGCCAUGUGAUGGAGGCGCUGGACGAGAUGUUCUCCUCCCCCUACAUCACCGCCAUCAAGUGUGCGUCGGUGCAGGAGCAGCUCUUCCUCCGGGCGGUGAUCGCCGAGUUCCGGAGGCUGGGCCUGGAGGAGGCCACCUUCCAGCAGGUGUUUGUGCAGCACCAGGCCCUGUGUCGGGUGGAGGGUCUGGGGCCCGUGGGCGUGUCGGAGGGCCGGGCCGCCUGCCAGCGUCUGGGCGCCUGCAGGCUGCUGCUGCUGGAGCCGAGCCGCCUGGGGCUCCUGCAGCGCGUCCGCCUCAACGUCAGCCAGGACGACGUGCUCUACGCCCUGAAGGCCGACUGAAGGAGGAGCCAACCGGGUCCAGGCUUCUGGUGCUGACUCGCUCACUGAGGCACACUGAUUUUAGCCCAAAGUAAAUCAUUUACAGAUCCACUCCACUAAUUUCAUUUGUGUUGUCUACUUUAUUUAAAACCACCUCAGAUUUCUCUGAGAUAUUUUUAUUAAUAGACUUAUUUUAUGUUUUGAAAUUUGAAUAUGAAAUAAAACUGCAUUGAAAUGA
Molecule: messenger RNA, 3213 nt
Organism: Betta splendens (Siamese fighting fish)
Lineage: Eukaryota; Metazoa; Chordata; Actinopteri; Anabantiformes; Osphronemidae
Gene: orc1
Product: origin recognition complex, subunit 1
Exons: 17
Coding region: 195-2996 (933 amino acids)
Biological process (GO): DNA replication initiation; mitotic DNA replication checkpoint signaling
Cellular component (GO): nuclear origin of replication recognition complex
Molecular function (GO): ATP binding; ATP hydrolysis activity; DNA replication origin binding
Source: RefSeq, a predicted model, not a curated record